CGUCUUCACCGCCGGUCUCUUAGCGAUCUUGGAGCGGGGUAGUGGGUGCCGUGUGAGCACCGCGCCGGGCCGGCCGGGCGGAGGAGCCGCCGUUGCCGUCAUCAUCAUCAUGGUGUUCUACUUCACUUCCAGCGUGGUUCCUUCCGUUUACACCAUUUACAUGGGAAAAGAUAAGUAUGAAAAUGAAGACCUAAUAAAGUAUGGCUGGCCUGAAGAUAUCUGGUUUCAUGUGGAUAAACUCUCCUCUGCACAUGUGUACCUUCGGUUACACAAGGGGCAGACGGUGGAUGACAUUCCUAAAGAAGUUUUGAUAGACUGUGCCCAUCUUGUGAAGGCAAAUAGCAUUCAAGGUUGCAAGAUGAACAACGUCAAUGUGGUGUACACACCGUGGACUAAUCUGAAGAAGACAGCAGACAUGGAUGUGGGGCAGAUUGGCUUCCACAGGCAGAAAGAUGUGAAAAUGCUGACAGUGGAAAAGAAGGUGAAUGAGAUCCUGAACCGGCUAGAGAAGACAAAAGUGGAACGCUUCCCAGACCUGGCUGCUGAGAAGGAAGCCCGCGACAGAGAGGAGAGAAAUGAGAAGAAAGCCCAGAUCCAAGAGAUGAAGCGGAAGGAAAAGGAAGAGAUGAAGAAGAAGAAAGAGCUGGAAGAACUUAGAAGCUAUUCAUCAUUAAUGAAGGCUGAGAACAUGUCCUCUAAUCAGGAUGGCAACGAUUCAGAUGACUUUAUGUAAAUAAAGUCUCUCCUUUCUCAAUCUUGAGGUGGUUUGGGAUGUCUUAAUAUGUCACCAUCGCUAGGAAUGCCGAAAAAAUAUCCCCAAAGUGAACUCUGGCUCCAUUUCUUCCGAACCUGGUUGGUUCUUCUGGCAUCCUAACCAGCUUUGUGCCACGGACACCUUCGGAAAGGAGAUAGAUAUGUCUGCAUGUACAUCUCUCUUUCGGGGACAUGGGUGGAAGGAAGCAGAAUUGACUUUCAGUUCUACAAAGACAGGGGUUGUGUAGCUUUUAAUCCAGUGAGAUUUAAAGAAAAGGAACCAAAUCCAUGUUGUCUUGCCACUGUCCUGGCAGCAGGGUGACUCGGAAGCGGUUGCCAUUUGCUCAGUGUCACUGGUAUGUACAUGAAUGUGGUGCUGCCGAUUAACUCUCCUCUUCACACUGGUGUGGUCUGCAAAGCGGGAUCCCUCUGCACUUGAGGGUGUAAAUUUGGACAAGGUGACGAAAACCCUCCCAGGCCCGGGAGGGGGCUCCUUGUUAAUCCUCCAGAUGAUGCUGACUGAGCUUGGCUGGUGUUGCAGCUGACGUGCAUGACCACUGGCUGUGAUAUGCAUGGUUAGCACAGAAUGAGAAUGAGCCACACAGUAUGGUUUCUUUUAAAUUACACUUGAUUCUGGGGCUGGUCUUUGGAAGCCUUCUCUGGAGAAUGAAAUGAGUGGAGAAGAGUUGAGUUUUGUGCAGUGCCUACGCCUGUCCAGGCCAGAGCUCUUUGCCUGAGUGCUCUGGAAGGUUUCAUGGCCCAGUCUGUAUGAAACUGUUGCAAUAAUCCUCACAGCACCUGUAUAUAUGUCAUGAUUAAAUUCAUACCAUGCUGAGAAAA
Molecule: messenger RNA, 1593 nt
Organism: Melopsittacus undulatus (budgerigar)
Lineage: Eukaryota; Metazoa; Chordata; Aves; Psittaciformes; Psittaculidae
Gene: CCDC25
Product: coiled-coil domain containing 25
Exons: 9
Coding region: 110-733 (207 amino acids)
Source: RefSeq, a predicted model, not a curated record